CAGUAAGCAGCAUGAACAUGUUCUCCUGUUGGACUUCUCCAUCUGACGAUGACGAGCCGCACAGGCGGGUAAACAAACCGGAGAAGAAGGUAAAGAAGAGAAGAUGGUGGCAGAGACGCCAGAAGGUGGAGAUGCAGGACGUGGAGGGUGGGGAGGGAAGCGGGGUAAAGGGUGAAGAGAUGGGGCAAGGAGUGGAGCAGAAUGUUUUAGAGAACCAGGCAGACCAAAUACCAAAGAUGGAGAAGCAGGUGGUUCUGGGAAAAACCAAACCUGAGAAGAAAGUAAAGAAGAGAAAAUGGUGGCAGAGACGCCAGAAGGUAGAGAUGCAGGACGUGGAGGGUCAGGAGGGAAGCGUGGUAAAGGGUGAAGAGAUGGGGCAAGGAGUGGGGCAGAAUGUUUUAGAGGACCAGAUGCAGGUUGUAGAGAUGCAGGUGGCCUCACGGGACCUGGUGGAAGAACCAGAGCAGGUCAUCCUAAAGGACCAGAGGAGGGAACCAGUAAACAAGGUGGUUCUGGUUUCUGAGAUUGAGAUGAAGAAGUUAGAGCAGGUGGACCCAGUGGAGCAGGUGGACCCAGUGGAAAAAACAGACCAGAUUGUGAAGAAGACCGAGAGGCAGAUGGCCCCGCUGAACCUGGUUGAAGAACCAGAGCAGGUCAUCCUAAUAAACCAGUGGAAGGAACAUGUAAAAAAUAGGGUUCGUUUAAUAGAGAAUGAGAUAAAAAAGGCUGAGAGGCAGGUGGACCCAGAGGAAAAACCAGACCAGGUCGUGAAGAAGACCGAGAGGCAGGUAGACCCAGUGGAAAAACCAGACCAGGUCGUGAAGAAGGCCGAAAGGCAGGUGGACCCAGUGGAAAAACCAGACCAGGUCGUGAAGAAGGCCGAGAGGCAGGUGGACCCAGUGGAAAAACCAGACCAGGUCGUGAAGAAGGCCGAAAGGCAGGUGGACCCAGUGGAAAAACCAGACCAGGUUGUGAAGAAGGUAGAGAGGCAGAUGGCCCCGCUGAACCUGGUUGAAGAACCAGAGCAGGUCAUCCUAAUAAACCAGUGGAAGGAACAUGUAAAAAAUAGGGUUCGUUUAAUAGAGAAUGAGAUAAAAAAGGCUGAGAGGCAGGUGGACCCAGAGGAGAAACCAGACCAGGUCGUGAAGAAGACCGAGAGGCAGGUGGACCCAGUGGAAAAACCAGACCAGGUCGUGAAGAAGGCCGAGAGGCAGGUGGACCCAGUGGAAAAACCAGACCAGGUCAUGAAGAAGGCCGAAAGGCAGGUGGACCCAGUGGAAAAACCAGACCAGGUCGUGAAGAAGGCCGAAAGGCAGGUGGACCCAGUGGAAAAACCAGACCAGGUUGUGAAGAAGGUAGAGAGGCAGAUGGCCCCGCUGAACCUGGUUGAAGAACCAGAGCAGGUCAUCCUAAUAAACCAGUGGAAGGAACAUGUAAAAAAGAAGGUUCGUUUAAUAGAGAAUGAGAUAAAAAAGGCUGAGAGGCAGGUGGACCCAGAGGAAAAACCAGACCAGGUCGUGAAGAAGACCGAGAGGCAGGUAGACCCAGUGGAAAAACCAGACCAGGUCGUGAAGAAGGCCGAGAGGCAGGUGGACCCAGUGGAAAAACCAGACCAGGUCAUGAAGAAGGCCGAAAGGCAGGUGGACCCAGUGGAAAAACCAGACCAGGUCGUGAAGAAGGCCGAAAGGCAGGUGGACCCAGUGGAAAAACCAGACCAGGUUGUGAAGAAGGUAGAGAGGCAGAUGGCCCCGCUGAACCUGGUUGAAGAACCAGAGCAGGUCAUCCUAAUAAACCAGUGGAAGGAACAUGUAAAAAAUAGGGUUCGUUUAAUAGAGAAUGAGAUAAAAAAGGCUGAGAGGCAGGUGGACCCAGAGGAGAAACCAGACCAGGUCGUGAAGAAGACCGAGAGGCAGGUGGACCCAGUGGAAAAACCAGACCAGGUCGUGAAGAAGGCCGAGAGGCAGGUGGACCCAGUGGAAAAACCAGACCAGGUCAUGAAGAAGGCCGAAAGGCAGGUGGACCCAGUGGAAAAACCAGACCAGGUCGUGAAGAAGGCCGAAAGGCAGGUGGACCCAGUGGAAAAACCAGACCAGGUUGUGAAGAAGGUAGAGAGGCAGAUGGCCCCGCUGAACCUGGUUGAAGAACCAGAGCAGGUCAUCCUAAUAAACCAGUGGAAGGAACAUGUAAAAAAUAGGGUUCGUUUAAUAGAGAAUGAGAUAAAAAAGGCUGAGAGGCAGGUGGACCCAGAGGAGAAACCAGACCAGGUCGUGAAGAAGACCGAGAGGCAGGUGGACCCAGUGGAAAAACCAGACCAGGUCGUGAAGAAGGCCGAGAGGCAGGUGGACCCAUUGGAAAAACCUGACCAGGUUGUGAAGAAGGUAGAGAGGCAGAUGGCCCCGCUGAACCUGGUGGAAGAACCAGAGCAGGUCAUCCUAAUAAACCAGUGGAAGGAACAUGUAAAAAAUAGGGUUAGUUUCAUAGAGAAUGAGAUAAAGAAGGCCGAGAGGCAGGUGGACCCAGUGGAAAAACCAGACCAGGUUGUGAAGAAGGUAGAGAGGCAGGUGGACCCAGUGGACACAGUGUUAAAACCAAAGCAGGUAGGAAAGAACCAGAUUGAAAUAAAGAAGCCAAAUUUAGAGGAGAAAAUGGUCCUCAAAAACCUGGAGAGGAUGGAGAACAAAAGGCUGGAGAAGCAGGUGCUUCAGAUGGACCAGAUGACAAAGGUAGAAGAACGAGUGGAUCAGGUAGGUUUGAAGACUAAGGUUAAUAAACCUGAGGAGCAGGUGUGUCUACAGGACAGGCAGGUGGUUCUAGUGAACCGGGUGAAGGAACCAGACAGGGAUGAAGCACCUGAGCACCAGUGGACAGAACUGGAGGAGCCAGCAGCUUUGGAGCACCAAUUAUGGAAACUGAAGAAGCAGAACCUGGAUAGAGGAUGCACUGAAGGUUGCAUUUCUUCUUCAGAUCCACUGAAGAACAUCUCCGAGGCGUCUUCAAAGAAACCGGACCACGAGCAGCUGCAGGACGACGUUCUUGUUCCCCCCAUCGUCGAAGCCCAACCUGGAGAGUCCGGGGCUCUGAUGGAGACCGCGCGUGAAGAUGAAGGUGUCCCGAUGCCGAAGUCGAGGAGAGCCAGCCUGAGAACCAAACGGUUCCAGUUCUUCAACGUCUGAAGCUGAGGUGGUGACGAUCCGGAGAGCAUCCAAUCACACGCCGACUUUUCCAACAUCAAAAUAACAAUAAAGUGCCUUCAUGAA
Trichomycterus rosablanca is the source of this 3257-nucleotide messenger RNA. Its product is annotated as titin-like. The record is from RefSeq and is a predicted model, not a curated record. NCBI's taxonomy places the organism in Eukaryota, Metazoa, Chordata, Actinopteri, Siluriformes, Trichomycteridae. Bases 12 to 3173 code for a protein of 1053 amino acids. The transcript has 3 exons.